UUGAAAAUGUUGCUGUUGUGCCGUUUCCAUGGAUACCGCAAACUUACCAACACGGAGCUGUCGUGUAAUUUAGCUUUUACUCGGUAACAAAAACCUAAUGAAUUCCACAAAUUGUGGAAAAUAUACUGUUGAAAUAUUGGGGAGGUGAGGAAAUAGAAAGAGAAAUACUUCAAGACCAGCCAUGUCUCACAACUGGAAUAGCCAUGGACUGCCAUUUAUACCAGGAUACAGUUUUCGGGAUGUAACGAAGUCAGCCUUCCAUCGUCCCCAGACACUGGACUAUAAGCUUGGCUAUGCUCUGCCCCAUCGGCCCACUGUGGGCAUUGGACAGGAUCCUCUUUUAUCAGAGCAGCUGAUCCAGCAGGAGAUCAGUGAGUUGUCCUCUGAGACACCAGACAUUACUUAUGGCUCCUUUGACCAGAGUGUAGUCAGAGACUUCAUCCCAGCUCAUGUGGCCCUGGACAAGAAGGUGCUGCGCUUCCAUGCAUACUUUCAGGAAAAUAUCCUGUUUUCCCCUGAAGAGGAGCUUCGUGUGCGCCCCGUGGUCAUUUACUACUACCUCGAGGAUGACAGCAUGUGCAUUUAUGAGCCCAGGGUGGAGAAUUACGGGAUACCACAGGGGAAACGGAUCAAACGCCAGCGCCUGCCCAAGAAUGAACGUGGAGAGCAUUAUUUAUGGAAAAACCUCAAUAUUGGCAUGGACCUGGAGGUGUACGGGGUCAAGUACCACAUCACACAGUGCGAUGCUUUUACAAAGGAAUUCAUGGAAAGCGAAGGCAUCGUUCUGAACGACCCCGAGCAGAUGCCUGUGGAUCCUUACGACAAACGUCGCAAAAACCCUCAGCCUUCCUACGCAAAACCCUCCAGACUUGACCACAUGCACCAAUUCCUCACCAUGGAUGGAAAGGUGCUGCGUUUCUUCGCCCUGUGGGACGACGCUGACGCUCUGUUCGGACAGACCUUGCCCGUUACCAUCCAGUAUUACCUGGUGGACGACACGGUGGAGAUCAGAGAGAUCCACAAACCAAACAGCGGCCGGGAUCCCUUCCCCAUCCUGAUGCGCAGACAGAAGCUGCCUAAGGAAAUCAAACCGGCGUCUGAGUCCUUUCCCAGCUGUGUGUUGGAGCUUUCAACAGCGGAAGUGGAGGAGUACUACUCCCCCAAAGACUUCCAGGUGGGUCAAACGAUGAAGCUGCUGGGCCGUCGCUUCCUGCUGUACGACUGUGAUGGCUUCACUAAAGAGUAUUACCAAAAUAACCACCCUGACAUAGAGAUGAAACCCUCAGAGGAACCUAAGAACACUGACCUGCUUAAGAAGAGAAAGGAGGUUCCUCCCUAUAAUGGUUUUGGUUCUCUCGAAGACUCUCUCCAGAAUUGUUUGUUUUUAAUUCCUAAGCCUCCCAAAAAGAACGUGCUAAAGAUGCUGGAAAACGACCACAAAGUGUUGCGCUACAGCGCCAGGCUGGACUCCCAGAAUCCCGAAGACGAGGGCCGACGGUUCAUACUGUCCUACUUCCUGUCUAAUGACAUGGUGAGUAUUUUUGAAAGUCCCGCUCGCAACUCCGGCAUCAUCGGUGGCCAGUUCCUGGAAAAGACGCGGGUCCCCAAGCCGGCCUCUACAGUGGAGCAUCCUGAGUUCUACUCGCCUGCGGACUUUGCUAUUGGAGCCACCGUGGAGGUUUUCAGCCACCGCUUUGUGUUGACGGAUGCGGACCACUAUGUGCUGACGUACCUGGAGUCCAUCGCAAGCCAGAUCCCGUGUCGGACAUUAGAUUCUUUGCACCAGAAGCUGCGUGAGGGAACGGCAAAUAACCAGCCAGCUGACCAAAAUGGUGCUGAUGUAGCAGAGCCAUCUUCUUGAUGUCAGGGAAGGCUGGAUGUCCUCAAGAGUUGUUCACUCUCCAAUAAAUCAGAUCAAAAAAACCAAAGCCUUUUCAUACUUUACAUAACAA
Cottoperca gobio is the source of this 1952-nucleotide messenger RNA. It is a transcript of the gene efhc1, whose product is annotated as EF-hand domain (C-terminal) containing 1. Lineage: Eukaryota; Metazoa; Chordata; Actinopteri; Perciformes; Bovichtidae. Gene Ontology annotation, biological process: mitotic cytokinesis; cilium-dependent cell motility; mitotic spindle organization. The record is from RefSeq and is a predicted model, not a curated record. Gene Ontology annotation, cellular component: mitotic spindle; axoneme. Gene Ontology annotation, molecular function: alpha-tubulin binding. The transcript has 10 exons. The coding region runs from base 182 to 1861 and encodes 559 amino acids.